CUUGGCUAGAUCAAUGAUAUGUUGUGACAGGGCGCCAGAAUGAUUUCCGCAUCAACAACAUGAGACAUCAAAUUGCGAGGUCACAUCUACGUGGUCUAACAAUCAGUAUCCCUCCUUCUAACCUAGCAAGAUGACGCCGGUAAACGUGCGCCGAAUUCCCGCACUGCUUCUCGUUUUCGCAUUAUUAAUCGUAUUGUCUUUUGCGCGCAAAGAAUCGGUUCAGUCCAUCGCCACAUCUUCGACCGCUUCUGACCACACAUCGACAUCUGCGAGCGCACAAUGGAGCGAUUCGAAGUCGCGGAGCGGAGAAGAGCCCGUCAGUGGGCACAGCGCUGCUGUAAGAGAAGCUGAAGGCAUACUGCGAAAGAUCAGCAUAUCGAGCGGAUCGAACUUUGCGCGAUUCGUGCGCAGACCGAAAGGAUUCGUCGGGAAUGUGCUGUACUACGGUAAAGAGCUGUUUGUUCUGCUGUUCAUGAAUUCGCCCAAGCACUCCGGAUCAACUUCCAGCGCAGACGUGCAAUCGAGGCUCAGUCAACCUUUGGCGCGAGCCGUAAAGCUGCUGGAGGAUGCAGCAAACGAUGACGACGCCGAUGCCAUCUUCCUGCUGGCCGAGAUAAACUUUCACGGCAACUUUUCACACCCGAUAGUCUACGAUGUGGCAUUUGACAGAUACGAGCACCUGGCGCAGCUGAAUGGAAAUUCGACUGCGCAGUACAUGCUCGGCUUCAUGUACGCGACUGGCUUGGCGCCGUCUGUGCCCAGCGACCACGCGAAAAGCAUGUUAUAUCAUGCAUUCGCGGCCGAAAGUGGGAAUACGCGGUCGGAGAUGACAUUGGGAUAUCGAUACUUGACUGGUGUGGCAACUCCGCGCAAUUGCGACGAGGCUGUUCACUGGUAUAAACGAGUCGCCGACAAAGCCAUCCAAUACUAUCGCUCUGGACCGCCAGGAGGUCGUAGCCUGGACCGAGAUGCUUACAAAAUCGUCGAUGAUUUAGGAGGAGUCUACGGCGAAGGAGCCAGUGUGAGCUCGACGGGUAUGAAUGCCAAACGUGGAGGGCCCACUAGUGAUGCACAUGCGGACGUCGAAGACGUGCUCGAAUAUCUUCACCUCCAGUCCUCCAAAGGCGACUUGACAGCUACGUUUGGCCUAGCACGUUUGCACUACGAAGGUGGUCGGGGUCUCAAACGUGACUUCAAGCUCGCUAAGCAAUACUUCAAGGAGGUUGCUCGCCUGGGCUGGACGGACAAAGGGCGUGCACGGAAGGACCUGGAUAAGAAUACCGAGAAGUAUGCUUCCAAAGCAGCAGGAUAUCUGGGAUGGAUGUUCCUUCGUGGUGAAGGUAUGGAACAGAGCUUUUCAAAGGCGAAGAUCUGGUUUACUCGCGGAAUCAGCAAUGGCGACGCACUAUCUCAAUACAGCCUGGGCCUUAUGUAUCUCGAAGGUCACGGUGUAGACCCAGAUGUCGCGAAGGCCAUCGAUUAUCUUUCCGCCGCAGCGGAUCAAGAUUUGCCUUUGGCGGAGACUAGCCUCGGUAUGCUUUUUCUCGACCAGGGAGACGUAUUCACCGCAGGUAAAUACUUUGACCUUGCGAUCCGAAGCAACCAUAUCGAGGCCUACUACUACCUCGCCGAGAUGAAUGAGCUCGGUGUCGGCCGCGACCGAUCAUGCCGCAAUGCCGCUUUCUUCUAUAAGAUCGUGGCCGAGAAAGCAGAAGCGAUCUGGAGUUCCCUGGCGGAGGCGGCUAAUGCCUACGAAGAGGGCGAAACCGACCGAGCGCUAAUCGGAUAUUUGAUGGCAGCAGAGCAGGGUUCAGAGGAUGCGCAGGCCAAUGUUGCAUGGCUUCUCGAUCAGAGUCAGCCACGUCGAUCGCUGUUGUCAAGACUCGUGUCCGCAGUUAAUCCAUCAACGACAAAAGUCAGCAAUGCUGCUUUGGCAUUGAUCCAUUGGACGCGAUCGGCCAAACAGCAAAAUAUCGACAGUCUGGUGAAGAUGGGAGACUACCACCUCCAGGGCUUCGGGACCGAAGCGUCGCCGGAGAACGCGGCCGCUUGCUACCAAGCCGCGUCCGAAAGCCCGCCCAAAUCUGCGCAGGCUAUGUGGAAUCUGGGUUGGAUGCAUGAGAAUGGCGUGGGCAUCGAAAAAGAUUUUCAUCUUGCGAAGCGAUUCUACGACCUGGCUUUAGUAACAAAUCGCGAAGCAUAUGUCCCUGUUCAGCUCAGCCUGUUCAGGUUACGAUGGCGUAGCUGGUGGAACCGCAUCACGCGCGGCGGCGUAAACGGCAUCGAAGACGAUCAACCAGAACGUCGAUCCUUGACCUUCGCCGAGUGGAUCGCGGCGUUUCUCGAAGCAGAUCAACUCUACCAACAGGAGCAUUACGAAGCGGACGACUGGACCUCCGAUCACGAUCACAUGCCCGGCGAGGAUUAUUUCGACAACGAAGAUUACGAUGAUGACAGUAUGAUCGAUACGCUCAUCCUAGGCGGGCUCGUGGCAGCGCUGGGUUGGUUGCUCUGGUAUCGACAACAGCAGCGUCGGCGGGUCAUCGAGGAGCAGCGCGCCGGCGCCAAUGGAGCAGGCCCGAACAAUCAAGCUCAGGCAGACGCGCGUCAGCCGGACCAGCAGGCUGAUGGUGGGUUCUUCCCACAGCCUGGUGAUCCUGCGCGGAACGAUUGGGCUGUAGGUGGGAUUGGGCUUUAGAUAUCUCCACCAAAUUGUUGUUGUGUACUUCCAGUGUUUUCGCCUGUAAUUGUUCUGUGUGUCAGGAUGUGCAACACACGCACUUUCAUCCGACUCUGUGAAAGAUAGUCUGGUCGAAGGCCUUGUGCAAUGGCGCACCAGCGCCACCUUCAAGGAUUGUUGCGAAGCUUAGGCCAGCUGCGUAUUCCGUGUCGUAGAAUGCAAGCACAAUGGACCCUGUGGAUCU
Molecule: messenger RNA, 2924 nt
Organism: Dissoconium aciculare CBS 342.82
Lineage: Eukaryota; Fungi; Ascomycota; Dothideomycetes; Mycosphaerellales; Dissoconiaceae
Product: HCP-like protein
Exons: 2
Coding region: 131-2698 (855 amino acids)
Biological process (GO): ERAD pathway
Cellular component (GO): endoplasmic reticulum membrane
Molecular function (GO): protein binding
Source: RefSeq, a predicted model, not a curated record